AUGUCAAUACCUGCUCGCAGCUUUCAAAGACAUACAGGGUUUUGUCAUGCCUCCACAUUACGUCCCUGGCAUCCAAGGUGCCCGUCAUUUCAGCGAAAAUCGAUAACCACCACCCCCCAUGCCUCUCGCGUCAUUUUUUCCGGGAUCCAGCCAACAGGCAUUCCACACCUGGGAAACUAUCUCGGGGCGCUUCAGCAAUGGGUAAAACUGCAGAAUGAGGCUGCGCCGGAAGACAAGUUGCUUUUUUCGGUCGUCGACCUACAUGCGUUGACGCUGCCGCAAGAUCCGGCCGUGCUGCAGGAGUGGAGGAGGCAAUCUUUUGCAAUCCUCCUUGCGGUGGGAUUGAAACCGGAGAAGGUUGCGUUGUUUUUUCAAAGUGCCGUUCCGGCGCAUACGGAACUUAUGUGGAUUCUGAGCACGGUAUCGUCGAUGGGGUAUUUGUCACGCAUGACGCAGUGGAAGAGCAAACUACAGCUUCCGGACAGCUCUACACUUGAUGAUUCUGGGGCGCGGGCGAAGCUACGGCUAGGAUUAUUCUCAUACCCAGUAUUGCAGGCAGCGGAUGUCCUGGUUCAUUCGGCAACCCACGUUCCGGUUGGAGAAGACCAAAGGCAACACCUCGAGUUUGCGCGAGAUGUGGCAAACAGCUUCAAUCAAAUCUACGGACCUGUCCUUACUGCUCCAGACACUCUCGUUUCUCCUGCCAAACGAGUGAUGUCCCUAAAAUCUCCGGAAAGCAAGAUGUCGAAAUCCGAUCCUGCUCCCAACUCCCGGAUACUUCUUACGGAUGACGCAUACGAAAUCAAGAACAAAAUUAAAGUUGCCCUUACUGAUUCAAUUCCUGGGAUCUCGUAUGAUCCAGUAAACCGGCCGGGCGUGUCCAAUCUUCUGGAGCUGCUUAGCAACUUUGACUCAUCUUGCCAUCUUUCGCCGGCAGAGCUCGCCCGAGAGCACGAAAAUUCAAGUCUGAAGACACUGAAAGAGCAUGUUGCAGAGAAAGUGGCGAAUCACCUCGCCCCCAUCAGGCAGAAGUAUUCAGAGCUGAUGGCCCAGGCCUCGGGGAGAGACUACUUGGAUACUAUAGCACAAGAAGGCGCACGCAUAGCUGCGGAUAACGCACACGGCACGAUGAGUCGAGUCAAAGACGCCAUAGGGUUAUGA
Messenger RNA from Ophidiomyces ophidiicola, 1161 nucleotides. RefSeq names its product Tryptophan--tRNA ligase, mitochondrial (gene MSW1). The transcript has 5 exons. The coding region runs from base 1 to 1161 and encodes 386 amino acids. Gene Ontology annotation, cellular component: mitochondrion; mitochondrial matrix. NCBI's taxonomy places the organism in Eukaryota, Fungi, Ascomycota, Eurotiomycetes, Onygenales, Onygenaceae. The record is from RefSeq and is a predicted model, not a curated record. Gene Ontology annotation, biological process: mitochondrial tryptophanyl-tRNA aminoacylation. Gene Ontology annotation, molecular function: tryptophan-tRNA ligase activity; ATP binding.